UAAUUUUUUUUUAUCUAGAUUCUUUCAUGAACAAUAAAUAACACUUCUCUCUCUCUCUCUCUCUCUCUCUCUCUCUCUCUCUCUCUCUCUCUCUCUCUCUCUCUCUCUGUGUAUGUCUGUCUGUGCAGAGAGAUUAUAGAUUAUCGCUGUCCACCAGUCUUGCCACCCCAUGUUCCCACUCCUCCAAAAUCUCUCCGAUCCCCUCCAUAGCCUCUCCAUUUUCACCAUCAACAAAAUCACAUACACUCAAACACAUAUUACUGCGUGAAUGAUAUAUAUAAUAAUAAUUAGAACCCUUCAUAUAUAAACAAACCUCGGUUUAAUUAGUGUUAAUCAAUCAAUAACAACAAUGGCCUUCAUCCCAGAAUCCAUGUUCCGUAACCACGACGACCACACCCAUUUUCCGACAUCAUCACCUAAUUGCGCUCCUCAAGAUUUCCAAGGUGUGACGGAGUACCUGAUGAGGAGAUCGAUGUCGUUAACGGGUGGUGGGGGUAUGGAUCGGGGCGAAGAAUACCAGCAGGAUGAUGACGUGUCAGACGAUGGUUCGCAGAUGAUGAUGCUGGGCGAGAAGAAGAGGAGAUUGAACAUGGAGCAGGUGAAGGCACUCGAGAAGAGCUUCGAAUUGGGUAACAAAUUAGAGCCCGAAAGAAAAGUACAGCUGGCUCGGGCUUUGGGCCUUCAGCCCAGACAAGUUGCUAUUUGGUUUCAGAACAGAAGGGCCCGUUGGAAAACCAAGCAAUUAGAGAAGGAUUACGAUGUCUUGAAACGCCAGUUUGAUGCACUUAAGUCUGAUAAUGAUUCUCUCAAGUCUCACAACAAGAAGCUUCAAACACAGUUAGUGUGUCUGAAAGCAGCGAGAGAGUCAACGGUGGGGAUAAUAAACCUGAACAAAGACAACGAGGGUUCGAAUUGGAGCAAUGGGAGUGAGAAUAGCUCCGAAGUCAACCUUAACAAAACAUCUUCCACCACAGACACUACUUUGUUCUUCCCUAAUCAUCAUCAGAACAACAACAACAACAAAAACGGCGCCGUUUACCCGCCGGCAAUUAGCCCUAAUUUCACACAGCUUCUCCACAUGAGCUCAUCAAGGCCCGCGGCGGCGGCGGAUCAUAUCCAACCGCCGCCAGUUUCGAACGAGUGCUUCGGCACGAUGUUCGGCGGCAUUGAAGAAACUCAGGAGUUUUGGCCGUGGCCGGCCGAACAGCAGAAUUUCCAUUGAUCCAAACCAAAUACGGCGGUGGUGGUGGUGGCGGCGGCGGUUAAAAGUAAAAUUUUACGAAUUUCUCUUAUUAUUAUUAUAUUAUUAUUAUUUUUCGCUUUUUUUAUAUUUGUUUUUUUUUUUGGGAGUAAGACAUUUUAUAUAGAUAUAAAAUUCCCACACUGUGUAUUUUUUUAAAUAAUUGUUGGAAAUAAAUAAAAAAAUGAUGAAUAAUAUUUUAUUAUUAUUAAU
Molecule: messenger RNA, 1453 nt
Organism: Erythranthe guttata (spotted monkey flower)
Lineage: Eukaryota; Viridiplantae; Streptophyta; Magnoliopsida; Lamiales; Phrymaceae
Product: homeobox-leucine zipper protein HAT7
Biological process (GO): positive regulation of DNA-templated transcription
Cellular component (GO): nucleus
Molecular function (GO): DNA-binding transcription factor activity, RNA polymerase II-specific; sequence-specific DNA binding
Source: RefSeq, a predicted model, not a curated record